Rhodotorula graminis WP1 is the source of this 1440-nucleotide messenger RNA. RefSeq lists its product as uncharacterized. The record is from RefSeq and is a predicted model, not a curated record. Bases 1 to 1221 code for a protein of 406 amino acids. Gene Ontology annotation, biological process: peptidyl-serine phosphorylation. Gene Ontology annotation, molecular function: ATP binding; cAMP-dependent protein kinase activity. Gene Ontology annotation, cellular component: nucleus; cAMP-dependent protein kinase complex. The transcript has 5 exons. Lineage: Eukaryota; Fungi; Basidiomycota; Microbotryomycetes; Sporidiobolales; Sporidiobolaceae.
AUGGCCGACGCCGGCAGCGGCCACUACGGCGCCUCGUCGCAGCAGCACGGGUACCAGCAGGCGCCGGCGCAGUCGGCAACGGCACGGCAUCAGCAGCAGCAGCAGCAGCCGGCGGCGGCGGCGGCAACCUCGACGGCAGCCGGCUACGGGCACCAGACGCACGCCUCGCGCCAGCUCGCACGGCAGCCCGAGCCGACGCCGCAGGUCGUCCUCUCGCCGACGCCCUCGCACGGCUCGUCGGCCUCGCGCAAGACGUCGUCCCGGUACAGCCUCACCGACUUUACGUUCAUCCGCACGCUCGGCACGGGCUCGUUCGGCCGCGUCCACCUCGUCCGGUCCCAGCACAACCAGCGCUCGUACGCGAUCAAGGUCCUGUCCAAGGAGCGCGUCGUCAAGAUGAAGCAGGUCGAGCACACCAACUCGGAGCGCGAGAUGCUCGAGCGCGUGCGGCACCCGUUCCUCGUCAACCUGUGGGGCACGUUCAAGGACUCAAAGAACCUGUACAUGGUCAUGGACUUUGUCGCCGGCGGCGAGCUCUUCUCGCUCUUGCGCAAGAGCCAGCGCUUCCCCGACCCGGUCGCCAAGUUUUUUGCCGCCGAGGUCGCUCUCGCCCUCGACUACCUGCACUCGCUCGAGAUCAUCUACCGCGACCUCAAGCCCGAGAACAUCCUCCUCGGCGCAGACGGUCACGUCAAGAUCACCGACUUUGGCUUUGCCAAGCACGUGCCCGACAUCACUUGGACGCUCUGCGGCACGCCCGACUACCUCGCGCCUGAGAUCGUCCAGUCGCGAGGCUACAACAAGAGCGUCGACUGGUACGCGCUCGGCGUCCUCAUGUUCGAGAUGCUCGCCGGCUACCCGCCCUUCUUCACCGAGGACUCGAACCCGAUGCGCCUGUACGAGAAGAUCAUCGCGGGCAAGAUCCGGUACCCGGCCUACUUUACGCCCGAGGCCAAGGACCUCCUCAAGUCGCUCCUCACGAACGACAUCACCAAGCGCUUCGGCAACUUGGCCAACGGCUCGCGCGACAUCUUCGGCCACGUGUGGUUCCAGGAGGUCGACUGGGAGCGCCUGUACCGCAAGGAGAUCCCGGCGCCGUACGUGCCCAAGGUCGACGGCGACUGGGACGCGAGCAACUUUGACGCCUACCCUGAGGUCGACUUGAGCGAGUACGGCUCGACCGGCCCCGACCCGCACGGCCAUCUCUUCCCUCUCUUCUGAUCGCCUCGCCGCCCACCUCGAUUGUCCCGCCGUCACUACCUUUAUUCCCGCAUCCCUGUCACUAUCUCCCCCUCGCGCCGCUGGCUGGCGCUGUCCAUCCUCACGCUCGUCCCCAUCCUCAUCCGCCCUUUACAACCCCUCUCGCCCCUCUUGUUUCCGUCCAAUUCGUCUCCGUGUCCAUCUGUAGCAUCCGUCGGAAGGCUGCAUACCCAUCGAGCA